AUGUCUCAGGCGAUACUCGGCGAUGGUGACAUGGAGAAACAAGAUGGAUCAGAGAGUCAUUCCCGUGCACAUGGCCGAGCUCGUCCAUUCGAUCAAGACGACAAGGAACGUGCCGAUGGCGUGGAUGGUGUCCUUGGACGCUUUGCCGGGGCUGGUACCGCGGCUACUGCUGCUGAUACCGUGGCCGAUGGUGGUGCCGACGGGACCUUCCAUCCGUCUGAGCGAAAGGAGUUGAAGGAGUGGGAGUGCUAUGAUGCAUUGGGCUACUCCUUUCCCACUUGGAAGAAAUGGGCCGUCAUCUCGGUGAUCUUCUGCGUUCAGGUUUCGAUGAACUGGAACGCCAGUUUCUAUGCCAGCAGUAUCGCGCUGUAUGCGAAACACUUUAACGUUUCGGAGCAGGCGGCACGAACUGGACAGAUGAGCUUCCUGAUUGCGUAUGCCUUUGGAUGUGAAUUCUGGGCCCCAUUCAGCGAGGAGUUUGGUCGAUGGCCGAUCAUGCAACUUAGCCUGUUCCUGGUCAACAUCUGGCAGGUCCCGUGUGCCUUGGCCCCAAAUUUCGGGACGAUCGUCGUCUGUCGUACACUGGGAGGACUUUCCUCGGCCGGAGGCUCCGUCACACUGGGGAUGGUGGCUGAUAUGUGGGAGCCCGAGAUUCAACAGUGGGCAGUCGCCUAUGUGGUCUUGUCUUCGGUUGCCGGAUCCGUCAUCGCGCCGAUUGUGGGCGGAUUCGUGGCCACGUACCUGUCGUGGCGCUGGAACUUUUGGAUCCAGCUGAUUCUCGGAGGCUUUGUCCAGUUACUUCACAUUCCGGUGCCUGAGACUCGAUGCAGUAUCUUGAUCACCCGGGAAGCACGACGCCGUCGAAAACUCGGCGACAUGGUCUGGAGCGGCGACGAGCUGAAGAAGAAGCGACUGUCGUUCCGGUACUUGUUCAUGGUGUGGAUUCGUCCAUUCCUCAUGUUCGUCCGUGAGCCGAUUGUCUUGUGUCUCUCUCUGCUCAGUGGAUUCAGUGAUGCCCUGAUCUUCACUUUCUUGCAGUCCUAUACCCCGGUUUAUAAACAGUGGGGGUUCGGCACGAUCCAGGUCGGAUUGGCUUUCAUCCCGAUCCUGGUUGGGUACGGUCUCGCGUAUGUUUCUUUCCUGCCAUGGAUCCACCAUCAUUGCAGGGUUCAAGAGCGAGAUCCCGAUGGUCUCGUCCCGGAAGCUCGACUCCAUUGGCUCCUUUGGGUGGCUCCGUUGCUCUCCAUCGGCCUGUUUGGAUUCGCCUGGACCAGUUUGGGUCCUCCCAAUGUUCACUGGAUUGCUCCCAUGAUCUUCUCAUGCUUGAUCGCCAUAGCCAAUUUCUCGAUCUAUAUGGCUACGAUCGAUUAUAUGAUUGCUGCGUACGGUCCCUACUCGGCCUCGGCCACCGGUGGCAAUGGAUUUGCCCGAGACUUUCUCGCCGGAGUCGCGGCAAUGUACUCUGUCCCGAUGUACGAGAAUAUGGGAACCACCCUGCGACUGGAAUGGCCAUCGCUGUUCCUUGCGUGUAUGGCGAUCAUCUUUACCAUCCCCAUCUACGUGUUCUAUUGGUUCGGUCCCAAGAUUCGAGAAAUGUCGCCGUUUGCCCAGACGCUGGCGGCGGACCGAAAGAGAGCUGGACGACGCGUUUCGCAGUGUGGUUCGCGGCGAUCCCGAUCCUGUGCAACGAUACUUGUCUGGCUCUUCUGCCUCGGCUUCGGGCUGCUAGAUGAUCGCAGGCUCGAGGAUGUGUGUGUGUGGGCGUGUGGUGUGGUCGAUAGAAGCCAAAUAGAGUACAAGGGGAUGUGUGUCACUGUGGAACAAAGAUUGUGUCCAACAAUACCUGGUGUGAGAAGGGUUCGGAAAAGGCAACAGGAGCUUGUUGAAUCUGAAUACUGUAUCGGACCGAGCUUGUCGUGUGAUUCUUGA
This is a messenger RNA of Penicillium oxalicum, 1929 nucleotides long. Its product is annotated as putative MFS multidrug transporter. Gene Ontology annotation, biological process: transmembrane transport. Lineage: Eukaryota; Fungi; Ascomycota; Eurotiomycetes; Eurotiales; Aspergillaceae. Gene Ontology annotation, molecular function: transmembrane transporter activity. The record is from RefSeq and is a predicted model, not a curated record. The transcript has 5 exons. Bases 1 to 1929 code for a protein of 642 amino acids.